UAAUUUAUUCGAGAAAUAUGCACCUUUAAAACACGAAUCAAUACUUCAAAAGUCGCAGUUAAAAUCAAGAAUCCCAUUACCUGCGACCAGUCCAUAUGUUAGACGACGAGCCAUAGCCAAAGCGAGUGCGAAGACGGAGAGAGAUGAAUGGAAUAUGAUCAAGGGACUUGCAGCAGAAUCGAUACCAGGAUUGGGUUCGCAAAUACCCAGGCUGGUUACGCUUCCAUAUAAUCAGCAUCUACAGCUAAAGCUGCAGCAGCGGCAGCCGCAGCACCCGCAGCAGUCGCAGCAACAGCAGCAGCAGCAGCAGCAGCAUCUUCGUUUGACAGGUCAAAAGAAAGCAAUUAAGGCGAAAUGGGAAGGUAUACUAAAUCCAUGGCGCCCCACCGUUUCUCAUAUACCAGUUUGUCGAACGAUACAAAUGCAGUGCACCCAGAAUACCCAUCAGCGUUUGCAUCAGCGGCAAAAGGAUUUGCAACGCAAACGCCAGCAAAUAAUCGAGGAGAGGGACUCAUUCUUUGAGAAUUCCUUUUACUCAUAUUCCUCUUGCUCAUCCUCUUCUUCAAGCUCCCGCUCCAGCUCCAGCUCCAGCUCAAGCAUGUCAUUAAGUUUAUCCUUAUUUCUGCCCUUUCCAUAUUUAAAUCGCCAUCUAAUGAAUGCAUUUGGUGAUUCCAAGACCAAAUCAGUCAAAUCAACGAUGGUCAAACAGAAACAAGUAUCAUCGAUUCCACUGCAAUUCCAUCGAUUUAAUUGCAGCGACAGUCGUCAAGUAAAUAUACCGUGUCAAUUGAUGAAUCGCUAUUCCCUGUUUAUGCGUCAGCAUCGUAAACCCAUCCAGUUAUCGGCUAUCAGGUCGUGCACAGUGCUGCGUCUUCUCCAAUGGAUGCAGCGACAUCGUCACGAUAAUAUUCAACAGCUGGCCCAUUCCCUACCCCUUCCGAGCAAUCCAAAUCCAACGUGGGAUGAAAGUUUCUUGGCUGAGGGCGGUCUAAGCCAACUGGUCGAAUUGAUAUUGGCCUGCAACUAUUUGGGUGUCGAUCCGCUUCUGACUCAUGCCACACAUUACUUUGAUCAGCUGAUGGCCCAACGCUGCCAGGCCGAACAAUUGCUUUUGUCUGGCAUCAGUCAAAUCCUGACCGAGGUGCAUGACAGCAAGAUUAUUAAUCGGCAGGCAGCAGCGCCAUCAUCAUCCCAAUCACUAGUGCCAAUGGAACCGAUUUUAGUUCCCAAGCAGACCACUUUCAGGCAUCAUCAAUGUUAUCACAAAAGGAUCUAAAAUACAAAAACAAAAAAAUACAAACAAAUGUUCGAGUCAAUAAAGUGUUAAAUGAUAAAGGCUACAAGA
Drosophila willistoni is the source of this 1345-nucleotide messenger RNA. RefSeq lists its product as uncharacterized. Gene Ontology annotation, biological process: ubiquitin-dependent protein catabolic process. The coding region runs from base 155 to 1276 and encodes 373 amino acids. The transcript is spliced from 2 exons. NCBI's taxonomy places the organism in Eukaryota, Metazoa, Arthropoda, Insecta, Diptera, Drosophilidae. The record is from RefSeq and is a predicted model, not a curated record.